Austrofundulus limnaeus is the source of this 1199-nucleotide messenger RNA. RefSeq names its product G2/M phase-specific E3 ubiquitin-protein ligase. Lineage: Eukaryota; Metazoa; Chordata; Actinopteri; Cyprinodontiformes; Rivulidae. Gene Ontology annotation, molecular function: ubiquitin-protein transferase activity. The record is from RefSeq and is a predicted model, not a curated record.
GCCAGUCGCUCAGUCUUUCACCAAAGAGGUCAUUCUCCUGCCAGACCACACAUACACACAUGUGCCAAGACGUGACAAAAAAGCUUGGCUGUUUGAAAAUGGACUCAUUAAAUCUGCCCUGGAAUUUGGGACUGACUGGGACUCAAUUCGUGUAAUGCAGGAAAUAACAACAACCUUCCAUCCAGUUGUGACAGGGUGCAGGUUACAAAUCUUGAUGCCAUGCCACAAUAAACUGGUAGAACCAUCCCUUACCACAAACCAGAGUUUGACAGGAGACCUUCUGAAAAAGCUGUUUCAUCAGAAGUCCAUUUAUGUCAGGCCUGACAAAGUACUUGUAACCGAGGAAAAAGAAUCUCUAUUGGAAGAGUCGGUGACAUUCCCAAAGAAGUUGUCUCAACCAUUGCCACUGUAGAGGGCCAGUCCCUCUCCUGCGAUAUUCCCUCCAUCUCUACUGGUGAUGAUGUUAUAUGGUGUGUUACCACUGAAGAUAUUUGCACCAGUGCUCUCUCUGCUUCUAUUUCAGCUGAGACCCUUACUAUGCCUACGAGCUCUGCUGUUAUCACUAUCGAUGAUAGUCACAGCUUGUCUGGAGGAACCUCGGUCACCACCAGUGGUCACACCCAUGCACUGCUAAGUGGUAACCGUACCAGUGCUGACAAUGAGUGUCUUUCUGCUGUGCCCAGUGGUUUGUCCCAGCACAGCAUACUUGGCAAUACCUCAUCCAGUACACCCUACAGAUUUUACACGCUGAGACUGAAUCACAACUACAAGAUGCCGUUACACAGGCAGCCAGCUUGAUCAGUCUUGCUGGUCACAGUGUGCGUAUAACUCUAAGAAACAAACAAGAGACAGCUUUCGACUUGGCUCACUGGUAUGUCCUUCAACGGACCCGUGCUCCUUUUGAGAGGUAAGUUGUCUAAACACACACUACACUCUUUUUGUGGCUUUGCAGAAAGUUUAAGGCUUGUGAUAAAGUGAGUUAAAAAUGGAACAUACAGAAGAGUUAACACGUUUUUGAUUUGCUACCAAGCAUUCCGUGGUGUAUGAAAAUGAUGAAUUUGAAGAUCUUAAAUGUACUUAAAGAAUAUGGAUGGGAAUGUGUCAAGGAAUGUCUUAGCAGAAUGAAAAGAAAACAUUCUGGAUUUAAAUGAAACCUACUGGCGGGGUGUCACAGAACCUUGUGAAUAAAAUCAACUGCU